AAAAUGUUCAGCUUCCUAUGCCAACUCAGACGCGCCAUCCUCCGCUUCUCCACAAGAGCGGCACUUAAUUGUCUAUGAAAAUCUUUUUUAAAGCAUGCACUACCGCCAGCUCACGAAGCAGCUCCUCGAGGUAUCGGCUCAUGCCAUCGUUCCGUACCGGAUACCCAUACACUUUUCAGUCUGCGGCAGAUUAUGUCCGUAUGUAAGACAUGGUCUCUUUGCAGCACUUUGUGCGCUGAUUGCGUCGGCCUGGCCGCCGCCUCGUCGAGCGCACCAGCCUCCUCGUCUGCAGCUCUCGUUGAGUUCCUCAUUACCGCUGACAUAGUAGUUUAGAAAAGACGAAGGACCAAACGCAGGUACCAGCAGUACUGAGGUGUAUGCAGGAUCCCGGAUGGCGGCGGAGGCCACCUGAGGGCGGCGUGCGAACGCCGGCGCCGGUGCUCAUGGCCCUAUGCCAUCACGCAUCUCAUAGCAACCUUCCCGCCCAGUCGAAAAUGCGAGGUGGAUCUGCGGCCUUGCUCGACGUAUAUAAGUCGAAUCAGCUGGGACUGUCGCUGCAUCAGCCACGAAGAAGGGAUCUCUCUUGACAGCUUGGCACUUACACUUGGCAGCCUUCUGAAAUCAUGGUGCAUCUCGCAGGCUUGAAGCUCGCGCUUUUGUUCGGUACCCUCAGCGGCACGUACGCCGCUGGGCUCGUGAAGCUGCCUGUCCGCGCGUCGGUGGCGAGCCCCUCAGCACCUCUGGGCAACAAGAUCUCCAAGUUAACUGUAUCCGUCACGACUGGGAACGACCAGACGUUCGACAAUGUGCUCGUCGACACGGGAAGCUCCUUGCUCUGGGUCGGCGCCUCGAGCCCGUACGUCCCGGGUCCCAACUCGAAAGACACCGGCGAGACCUUUGGCGUUGAGUAUGACGAGGGCAGCGCGACCGGCCUGGUAUACCUGGACACUGUGACCAUCGGCUCUGCGACGGUGACGAAUCAGUACAUCGGCGCUGCGAACCAGACGUCGCUCCUUGCCGACCUCGAUCCUCUGGACGGCUUUAUCGGCCUGUCGUUCAACGGCUCGAAUGCACACACGAUCAGCGGUAUCGAUGGGCCGACGAACACGUUCUUCGACAGUCUUGUCGAGGAGGGCGUCAUUGAGCAGGCGCUAUGGAGUAUGGUCGUCCCGGCACUCGAUGUUGCGGCCGGGCAGCAAGUCGGCGAGGGCGAGAUUCUGUUCGGUGGGUACGACGCGAGUAAGGUGGAGGGCGAUAUUGCUUGGCUGGACGUCACCAAUGAGUUCGACCAGUUCACAUGGGCCUUUAACAUGGACGCCAUAUACUUUGGUGACAGUCAGAUUUCCAACGACGAUUUCGUGUUUGCUUACACGGACAGCGGAAACAUCUGGUUGAGUCUCAACAUAGAUAGCUACCUCGCGGUUCAGAAAUCGGUCCCAGGCGCAGCGGGCGCGUCAAUCGGUCCUGCGGGCGAGAUUAUGGCGUUCCCCGCGAACGCCUCCCUCGCUGAUCUGCCGUCGAUUAGCUACUCGAUGGCCGGCCAGAACUUCACACUCACGCCCGAGCAGUAUGUCAUGCCGUCCAGCGCGUACGCCACGUUCGGCAUCACAGACGACGGCCGGCACUACACGUGGUUUGCGAGUGCUGGCUCCCAGGCGGACGCGAUCCUGGGUCAGGCGUGGCUCCAGUACUUCUACUCGAUAUACGACGUCGGGAACACGAAGAUCGGGUUUGCGAACUAUGCUUGAGUGGAGAUGUUGUUGCGGGGAGGCUGGGCCAACGUGGGGCUUGGCUUCGUCCGAGAAGCUACCUAGGUGGUUCUUGAUUGUGUUAUCAUCUCUGGCCAGGACACGAUAGCAACACGUAUCUCGACGUAUCUCAUUGGAUCUCCUCUGUCACUGCAAGUUCCACUGCGCCCGAGAUGUCGGAAGCUCUGCGGGCUUCUCAGCAUGAUCCCAGUCGUGGCCGCGCGUUGAUAUCGUAUAUCUGUUUUCGACAAAAGGAUACCAACCAA
This is a messenger RNA of Phanerochaete carnosa HHB-10118-sp, 2014 nucleotides long. RefSeq lists its product as uncharacterized. The transcript has 9 exons. The record is from RefSeq and is a predicted model, not a curated record. The coding region runs from base 624 to 1748 and encodes 374 amino acids. NCBI's taxonomy places the organism in Eukaryota, Fungi, Basidiomycota, Agaricomycetes, Polyporales, Phanerochaetaceae. Gene Ontology annotation, molecular function: aspartic-type endopeptidase activity. Gene Ontology annotation, biological process: proteolysis.